UGCUGCAAUUAUGUUAUGAAAUAUUUUGCGCAAAUCGCUGACUAAGCUCGACCCACUGACUGACUGGCGGGCUGGCUGGCUGGAUGAUUGAGGGAUGGAUGGGAGGAACGAUGGACUGCUUGCUUAGCUGGCAGCAGGUGCCAACGACCGAACACUAUCAGGCCGCGUCAGCAACAAUUGCCACGACUCUGACACGGCGACAAGCGACUGUGGCCCUUCCCUUCACUGAGCGAAAGCGAAGGGCUGUCCAGACUCGAGUUCUGCUGUAUCGUUCAGGGGAAUUGGGCGAGGCAAUCUCGAGAGCAAAGAAACACUACAGGAUAUACAACUCUCCCUACUUUAUUCCUCAGUUCAUACCUCCCUUUUUUAUCAGUGUACUUCUCCUUUCUAGCCGACAUCCCGCUGCCACCUGGCAAAAACCAAAUAAAAACGGUGUCUUUGUUGCCGCAUCCACAGUGAGCCACAGUAAAAAAGUGUCAAACGCUGACCUGAAUCGGGCCCAUUGUAUGGGAUCCUCAUCUCCAACCCCGUGUGGGAGUAUCCUUGGGUGUGUGUGUGUGUCGGUGUGGGUGGAUGGAACAUUUGUCCACUUCUGGGAGCAUCCACUGUGCAUGUCACAAUGCUCCCCUGCUUAUCGUGAAAAGCAUAUUUCCCUGCUUCCUCUGCUGCUGCUGCCCUGCCUCCACUGUCGCUUUCCCCUUCCCCUUCCUCCCACUCAAACAAAACUGUCGACAGGCAACGGAAAUUCUAUAAAAAUGCAACGAGACAAUUUGAACAGCCCGACAUCAUUAUUCAGGUGCAAAUUUCGCAGGACAGUGCUAUUUCUCUGGCAAGGCCGACUGACUGGCAGGCAGGUGCCUCCUCCUGCACCCCACCGCACCGCACCUCACCCAUCCAUCCAUCCAUCCAUCCAUCCAUCCAUCCAUCCGUCCGUCCAUGUGGUUUGCCUCGCUUGGCCCACACAAUGUCGUUCAUCAAUUUUAUGAGCAGCGGAGGUAGCUGCCGAAGCAAGUCCGAGAUGGCCGGGGCCAUAGUCAUAACUCAGAGGCAGCAGAAACAGCAGCAGUAGCAGCAGCAGCAGAAACAGCAACCAGUAGCCAACGACAUUUAUGAGCCACCAAAAAAGACACAAAACUAUGCAUCCGCAUCCAAUUGGAGCGGGGCCCAGACUCUGGCACCCUGGCACCCUGGCAACCUGGCCCCCUGGCACUCUGUGAGAAUUGUGGCGACUCCGACUCUGACUCCGACUCCGCUGGCUGUUAAUGUGGCACGAAGUCGCCAAACUGCUCCCCCUUUAGUGUCUGUCUGUCCGUCUGCUAAAUGUCAGACCCCCGGACUGACCUUAGCUAUAUAGCCUAUUGUACCUCUGCUGCUUCGCUUCUUUGGUUUUUGUGACAUUUGCCCAUUCGGAAUUCGCAUUGGGUACGGCUUCCUCCAGCGCGUACGCCCGAUUCCGACUCUGGCUCUGACUCCCCACAACUCGAUUUGGCCAAUUUGCCUGAUCGAAUGCAUAAUUAAAAUCGAAUUGACGGCAGUCUUCAGUGUCGCUGGUCUCUUCUACACUGUAAUUUGAUGCCGAGUCGAGUUUUUCUUUUAAUUCAGUGACUUAA
Molecule: messenger RNA, 1610 nt
Organism: Drosophila miranda
Lineage: Eukaryota; Metazoa; Arthropoda; Insecta; Diptera; Drosophilidae
Exons: 2
Coding region: 84-986 (300 amino acids)
Source: RefSeq, a predicted model, not a curated record